CAGUCUCCUGAUCCCCGCAUAGUCUCCGGACAACAGCUGUUGGCGUUGUCCUUUUUGUGACUGGGUUGUGCUAUAGGAGGGUCCUCCUGUGACCAGUCUGUGUUGUUUUCUGCUGUUCUUUCUGGCUGCAUUCUUGCCCUGUUAGACGUCCCCCUCAUUGUCUCCCAAGUGACGGAACCCCCGUUCCCCAGGCCGCCAACAUGGACUACGAAGCGUUGAAGGACCAAUGGAGCGAAGUCGAGGAUCGCGAUGGCAUCAGACUCAGCUGGAACACCUUUCCAAGCUCUCGCAUGGAAGCAUCCCGCCUUGUUGUCCCCAUCGGUGCCGUCUACACGCCUCUCAAGGAGAAGCCCGACUCUCCGUUGCUACAAUAUGAGCCGGUCACCUGCAAGGCGCCUUGUCGGGCGGUCUUGAACCCCUACGCCAACGUUGACGUUCGGGCCCGAAUCUGGAUCUGCCCCUUCUGCCUUAUGCGCAACCCUCUUCCCCCUCACUACAAGGAUAUCACGGAGAGCACAAUACCCCCGGAGCUCCACCCGAUGAGCACGACGAUCGAGUAUCAAUUGGCACGCCCCGCUCCUGCUCCCCCUAUCUUUGUCUAUGUCGUCGACACCUGUCAAGACGAUGACAGUCUGAAGGCCCUGAAGGACUCGCUGAUUAUGAGUCUGUCGUUGUUGCCGGCGAAUGCAUUGGUUGGCCUGAUCACAUAUGGUACAAUGGCACAAGUACACGAGCUUGGCUAUACCGAGUGCGCCAAGUCCUAUGUAUUCCGCGGCAGCAAGGAAUACGCCGCAAAGCAGGUGCAGGAGAUGCUUGGUCUCUCCUCUGGACUGCGUCCGAACGUGCCCCAGCAGCCCGCUCGUCCUCCCCUUGGCCCUGCAGCACGGUUCCUCCUCCCCGUUCAACAAGCCGAAUUCCAAAUCACGAAUGUGCUCGAGCAGCUCCAGCGUGACCCGUGGCCAGUUGCAAAUGACAAGCGACCCCUCAGAUGUACUGGCUCUGCCCUCAGCGUCGCCGUUGGUCUGCUUGAAACCUCCUUCCAGAAUGCCGGUGGGCGCAUUAUGGUCUUCACCAGUGGUCCGGCCACCGAGGGUCCGGGUCAUGUCGUCGGUCCUGAGCUGAAGGAGCCAAUCCGUUCUCACCAUGACAUUGACCGCGACAACAUCAAGUACUACAAGAAGGCCGUUAAGUUCUAUGACACCAUGGCCAAGCGCGCUGCCAAUAACGGACACAUUGUUGAUGUCUUUGCCGGCUGUCUCGACCAGGUCGGUAUGCUGGAGAUGAAGAACCUUGCCAACUACACGGGUGGCCACAUACUUCUCACAGACAGUUUUACCUCGUCACAAUUCAAGCAGUCCUUCGUCAGAAUAUUUGACAAGGAUGCCAACGAUCAUCUGCUCAUGGGCUUUAACGCAUCUCUUGAGGUGCUGACUACCAAGGAGCUCAAGGUCACCGGUCUUAUCGGUCACGCGGUUUCCUUGAACAAGAAGUCGAGCUCUGUCGGUGAGACGGAGUGCGGUAUCGGCAACACAUGCGCCUGGAAGAUGUGCGGGAUUGACCCUGCCUCGAGCUAUGGUAUCUACUUCGAAAUCGCCAACCAAGGUGGACCUGCAGCAGUGCAACCAGGCCCCCAAAGAGGAAUGAUGCAAUUCCUCACAUACUACCAGCACUCAUCCGGACACUAUCACCUUAGGGUCACGACUGUCGCACGGAACCUAAGUGGUCCGGCUGGCGACCCUACACUGGCACAGUCUUUUGACCAGGAGGCGGCCGCUGUGUUGAUGGCCCGCAUCGCUGUGUUCAAGGCCGAAGUCGAUGACGGCCCUGAUGUGCUCAGAUGGGUUGACCGGAUGCUCAUCCGACUCUGCUCCCGUUUCGCUGACUACCGGAAAGACGAUCCGACGUCAUUUCGGUUGGAGAAGAACUUCACGCUUUACCCUCAGUUCAUGUUCCAUCUGCGCCGAAGCCAGUUCUUGCAGGUGUUCAACAACUCCCCCGACGAGACUGCUUUCUACCGGCAUGUGCUUAACCACGAAGAUGUUGGCGACUCGCUUGUCAUGAUUCAGCCAACUCUGGAUUCUUACUCCCUGGAACACGAAGGAAGCCAGCCUGUGCUCUUGGAUUCGGCUUCCAUCCAGCCGGCCCAUAUUCUCCUCCUGGACACCUUCUUCCACAUCCUCAUCUUCCACGGUGAGACUAUCGCCGAAUGGAGAAAGGCCGGUUACCAGGAACAGGAGGGCUACGAGAACUUGAAGGUGCUCCUCGAACAACCGAAGGAAGACGCCAGGGAACUGAUUUCUGACCGUUUCCCGCUCCCCCGUUUCAUUGUUUGCGAUGCCGGUGGCUCCCAAGCACGUUUCCUUCUGUCGAAGCUGAACCCGUCGACAACGCACACGACAGGAGGAUAUGGCGGAGGUGUGACUUCGCAGACCAUUUUCACCGACGAUGUUUCAUUGCAGACUUUCAUGGAGCAUCUCAUGAAACUUGCUGUUUCCGGAACCAGCUAGAUUUGACGAGGUAAUGGCCACGACGAGAGCAAGG
Messenger RNA from Aspergillus sclerotioniger CBS 115572, 2541 nucleotides. It is a transcript of the gene sec23, whose product is annotated as GTPase-activating protein SEC23. Gene Ontology annotation, cellular component: COPII vesicle coat; endoplasmic reticulum exit site. Gene Ontology annotation, molecular function: zinc ion binding; GTPase activator activity. Gene Ontology annotation, biological process: COPII-coated vesicle budding; endoplasmic reticulum to Golgi vesicle-mediated transport; COPII-coated vesicle cargo loading. The record is from RefSeq and is a predicted model, not a curated record. The coding region runs from base 201 to 2507 and encodes 768 amino acids. The transcript is spliced from 7 exons. Lineage: Eukaryota; Fungi; Ascomycota; Eurotiomycetes; Eurotiales; Aspergillaceae.